CCCCCCCCGCCAUCUGACACAUCGCAUGCUCCAGUUCUAAUGAAGCAGAGAGGCAAACUAAAAGAAUAACACUCACACUCACAAAACCAGUUUAUAAAGUGUUUUGCCUGCUACGUUGGAAACAAGAGACUGCUAACAGAGAAGGAAGAGUGGGUGUCUCUUUCAGGGAGCAAACUUGUUAGGAGGUGAGGCUUAUGGCUGGGAAUAUAAAAAAGCCAGCCAAGGCAAGGUGGUUUAGUGGAGCAGGCAGGUUGCAGGUCCCCAGGAUAAAAUUUAGCGCAUUCCAUUUACCAAAAGGCUGGAUGAGCCUAAUGAGCUACGGAGAGGAAGGAAUGAAGCUAGACUGAAGAAUUUUGUAGGAGAUGGGUAAGGAUCUGGACGAUGUGUUGGAAAAAGCCAAGAAGGCCAAUGUUAUGGCCCUUGUAGCAGUUGCUGAACAUUCAGGAGAAUUUGAAAAGAUUAUGCAACUUUCAGAAAGAUACAGCGGGUUCAUUCUGCCAUGCUUGGGUGUUCACCCAGUUCAAGAACUUUCACCAGAAGACCAAAGAAGUGUUACAUUAAAGGAUUUGGAUUUAGCUUUGCCUAUCAUUGAGAAGUAUAAGGAUCAGUUGUUGGCAAUUGGAGAGGUUGGACUAGAUUUCUCUCCCAGAUUUGCUAACACUGAUAAACAGAAGGAAGAGCAAAGACAAGUUCUAAUCACACAGGUCCAAUUAGCCAAAAGACUAAAUUUGCCUCUAAAUGUUCACUCACGCUCAGCUGGAAGACCUACCAUCAGCCUCUUGCAGGAACAAGGUGCUGACAAGGUACUGCUGCAUGCGUUUGAUGGCCGGCCAUCUGUAGCCAUGGAAGGAGUAAGAGCUGGGUACUUCUUCUCAAUUCCACCUUCUAUCAUAAGAAGUGGACAGAAGCAGAAACUUGUGAAACAGUUGCCUUUAACUUCGAUCUGCUUAGAAACAGAUUCACCUGUGCUAGGACCAGAAAAACAGGUACGGAAUGAGCCCUGCAACGUUUCUAUUUCAGCUGAAUAUAUUGCCCAAGUGAAGGGGAUCUCAGUGGAAGAAGUGGUAGAAGUAACAACGCAGAAUGCAUUGAAACUCUUUCCCAAGCUUCAACACCUGCUCCAGAAAUAGCUUCAAAACCAUUCAUUGCAUAAUCAAAUCAUCUUCAGGGGACAACAUUUGAGAAAAAGAAAUGUACAGAUUAARAAUCUGAACUGA
This is a messenger RNA of Urocitellus parryii (Arctic ground squirrel), 1217 nucleotides long. It is a transcript of the gene Tatdn3, whose product is annotated as TatD DNase domain containing 3. Gene Ontology annotation, molecular function: hydrolase activity, acting on ester bonds. The record is from RefSeq and is a predicted model, not a curated record. NCBI's taxonomy places the organism in Eukaryota, Metazoa, Chordata, Mammalia, Rodentia, Sciuridae.